Messenger RNA from Heteronotia binoei (common prickly gecko), 4331 nucleotides. RefSeq names its product ubiquitin specific peptidase 45 (gene USP45). The transcript has 18 exons. The coding region runs from base 167 to 2638 and encodes 823 amino acids. Gene Ontology annotation, cellular component: cytosol; nucleus. Gene Ontology annotation, biological process: protein deubiquitination. NCBI's taxonomy places the organism in Eukaryota, Metazoa, Chordata, Lepidosauria, Squamata, Gekkonidae. Gene Ontology annotation, molecular function: cysteine-type deubiquitinase activity; cysteine-type endopeptidase activity; zinc ion binding. The record is from RefSeq and is a predicted model, not a curated record.
GGGGCGGGGGGGGGGGCGGAACGGGACAGCUCAGGCUGGCGAAGAGAGCGGCCCUAGGAGGAGUUUCGUUUCCUUCGCCGCUUCCUGCUCCUCCUUCUCUAGCGUCUGUUAUCGCUUCAGCUUGCUGCGUCUCCCGGCGAAGCAGUAGCCCCGCGCGUAAUAACAAAUGCGGGUGAAAGAUACAUCAAGGGCUAUAACGGAAAAAACCAAGAGACACAAAAAAUCAAAUCAGCUUCAGGAUGAAGACUCUUCAGAUGACAUUACAGGAAAAGGUUUGACAUGCCAGCAUGUAAGUCAAGCUGUGGAUGUACAUUAUGUGAAGAAAGUGGUAGCUCAGAAUAUCUGGUCAGUAUGUUCAGAGUGCCUAAAGGAAAGGAGAAUAUGUGAUGGUGAACCAGUAAUGCCUACAGACAUAUGGCUCUGUCUCAAAUGUGGAGCUCAGGGCUGCAGUCAAAACUCAGAAGCUCAGCAUUCUCUAAAACAUUUCCAAACUGCACAGACAGAACUUCAUUGCAUUGUAAUCAACAUCAGCACGUGGAUUGUAUGGUGCUAUGAAUGUAAUGAAGAGUUGUCAACACACUGCAACAAGAAGGCUUUGGCACAAAUAGUUGACUUCCUCCAAAAGCACGUUACCAGAAAUGAAACAAGUUCGUCAUCAAAAAUUAUACGGCUAAAUGAGGAAAAUAAUGACACAAGUGAUGUGUUUAAGGGAAGAAGCAUCAGUUCCAGUUGGACAUCAGUUCCAGUUAAAGGAAUUAGUAACUUAGGAAACACUUGCUUCUUUAAUGCUGUUAUCCAGAACUUGGCACAGACACACAUGUUAAAUGAGCUAAUGUGUGAAAUGAAGGAAAAAGGGACAAAAUUGAAAAUAGGUCAAAAUCCACUAUCUCAACUGGAUCCUUUGGUAGUAAGCCUCUCAAGCCCUGGAUCACUGACUUCAGCUAUGUUCCUGUUCCUUCACAGUAUGAAAGAAGCCGGAAAGGGUCCCCUUUCUCCUAAAGUACUUUUCAGUCAGCUCUGUCAAAAGGCACCUCGAUUUAAAGGAUUUCAACAACAGGACAGCCAAGAAGUUCUUCAUUAUUUGUUGGAUGCAAUGAGAAUAGAGGAAACAAAGCGCAUACAAACUGCAAUUUUAAAAGCGUUCAAUAAUCCAACUACUAAAACAGCAGAUGAGGAGACAAAAAGAAAAGUCAAAGCCUAUGGAAGAGAGAGUGUGAAGAUGAACUUCAUAGAUAGGAUAUUUGUUGGUGAAUUGACUAGCACUAUCAUGUGUGAGGAAUGUGAAAAUAUUUCCACAGUGAAGGAACCUUUUAUUGAUCUUUCACUCCCUAUAAUAGAAGAGAGGAUUUCAAAACCUGUUCCAUUUGGAAGAACAAGUAAAUGUAAACAUGCACAAGGAGAUGUUGAUCAGUACAGCAGUUGUACUAUUACUGCUUUGAAUAAUCAACAAUUAAAACAGUCUAGGAAACAUACAGUAACAAAGGACAAGAACCAAGUAAACCAUGAAAGCAGACUUGCCAAGAAAUCCUCCUCUAGUAAAGAAGAAACAUGCCUUUUUAUUAUGCAUGAAAAACCUAGAGGCACUAAAACUGAAGGAGGCUCCAGUGUUCCAGGUCCAGAGGAUAGCAGUAUAGUGAUGGAGUGUGCAACAAAUGAAAGCCAGAGUGAAGGCAGUGAAAAAGAAGCAAGCCAUUCUGAAAGUAGUGUCGAUGCAGAUAGUGAGGCUUCUGAAAGUGAAAGCACUCCAAAGCAAACGGCUUCCACCAGAGCUUCUUGCACAUCUGGUUUGCAUACCAGUGGGCAUAAACACUUUCCUGAAAACAUUAAAUGGCAUUCCAGCAAAUCAUCCCAUAACAGUACAGAGGCACUUACAAGUUCCUUGUCAAAACUGAGUUUUGGUAACACUGUAAAUGAGGACGAAGGGCUGCUGAACAGAGAUCAACUAUCAGGUCUGUCAAACAAUAUCACCUUUUCAGCAGAGAUUUUUCCAUUGAUGCAAAGCCCUCAAAAUGCUUUCCAAACUCUUUCUCCAAGUUAUGUACCAAGCUCUAAAGAGUGUUCGGUUCAGUCAUGCCUCUACCAGUUUACAUCUGUGGAACUAUUGAUGGGAAAUAACAAGCUGUUGUGUGAAAACUGUACAGAACAGAGACAGAAGCAUCAUAAAAAGACAAAUUCCACAGAGAAGAAGGUGGAAGGUGUGUAUACAAAUGCCCGGAAGCAGCUGCUGAUUUCUUCAGUUCCUGCCAUUCUUGUUCUCCACCUUAAAAGAUUCCACCAGGCUGGUGUAAGUCUACGGAAAGUUAACCGGCAUGUGGAUUUCCCGCUAGUGCUGGACUUGGCACCAUUUUCAUCUGCUUCCUGCAAGAACGUGACAGAUGGUGGGAAAGUUCUCUAUGCUCUUUAUGGAAUAGUGGAACAUAGUGGUUCCAUGCGAGGCGGUCACUAUGCAGCAUAUGUGAAAGUAAGAUCUCCAUCCAAAAAGCUUUUGGAUCACAUUUCUAGCAAUAAAAAUGUUCCAGGUUUAAAGGAAUCUGUAGGACAGUGGGUAUAUGUCAGUGAUACCCAUGUACAAGUGGUCCCAGAGUCAAGAGUGUUGCAGUCACAAGCUUAUUUGCUGUUUUAUGAAAGAAUAUUGUAGUUGUAUUCAGCAGUGAAAAUGUUACUGUUAUUUAGGUUUCCUUGAAAUGCAGCAACAGGCGAUAGCAGACGUAAAUGUUGUGCAUUUACCUCUGCUCUAAUGUAAAACAUAUCAUGAUUUGAAAACCCCCAGGGUUUCAGCCCAGAGAUACAUAAAGACUCACAUUGUUAUCUGGCAGCUGACCCUUGUGCCCACUGUUGCAUCUAGUGCUGCUCUCUGAGGACUUGGACCUUCAGAGGGGCUUUUGGAGAAUGUGUGCGACGGCUGCCAGUAGGGGUAAAUUGAAAAGUCCCCAUAUGCAAGGAAAAGCAAAGUUAUGUUUCUCUGGAGUCAUACCUACAUGUUAAAAUACUAAAAAUAUUUUGAAGUUAUCCAUUCUGAAAGAGAAUGGUAAAACUUCAGUUUAGGGCAGUACAAUCAAAAUCAAUUGCAAAAACAUUAGUUGCAGAAAUGAUCUCAAAAAGACUGAGUAGUGCAAAAUACUGUUUAUUAGAUCAUGAACAAAGUUAUGUUGCAUGUUUGCCACUUUUUUCCUGGAGUGUUAUGGCUGCAGAUUUUUUUUAUGGUGGUACUACUUGAAUACAUUUUUAAAGGGCAUGUGACAUAAUCCUAUCAGGGCUGCUGGUGGGACUUUGCAAGUUGGAACAUCCCAUCCCAUCAGAAGUUUUCUGAAUAUGGAAACCUUGGAACAUCAGAAAGAAAGCCAGAAUAGAACCUUCUCCCCUGAUGAGUUAGCUGUCCAUAUACAGGGAAUGUUUUGACAUUGGGGAACUGCAUUUUUGAAUGCUUCCCUCCCACAGCCUGAAGUGAUAGCCUUGGAUUGGCUUUACUUCAUAAUUACCUCAGACUUUAAAAUAGAGGUCAAAUCAAUUCCUACUUUCUAAUUUUGCGCACAAUAUUCCCUGCCAUUUAUUAAAUAGAUUGGCAAGGAUACUGAAAAAUAAUAGGUGACUUCAAAUCCUUUUCCUGGGUAUUGUGAACUUCAUACAGAUCGGUGCUUUAAAUGAAGUACUGCUUUAAUAUAAAAAAAAAUUCAGGUGUGCAGAGGAGUUAUAAUCAGUGGUUUGGUUCCAGUGGAGGGUUUCUGUGGACAGAAAGAUUUCUGCCAGCAUAGUGCAACUUUCUACCCAUCCCAGCUUCUCCUGCAGCCCAAUCUGCUCUCUCUCAAGCUUUUCCUAUCCCAGAAACUGAAUUUCAGGGGGCAUUUCACACUGGGGACGGCAGGGAGAGGCAAGGAGAAUGUGGCUUACAGACAGAAAUCCCUCCAUCAUGGAACCCUUCCAUGGUAUCCAAGCCACUGCCUCUUAUACUUUACUUUCUGCAGAAUUGAGGGUGAUGGGACUGGCUUCUCAUGAAUGUACUGUUUUGGGAAUUUUUGUUUUUUUGCUGUUUGUAAAAAAAAAAAUCACAUCCCCUGUGCCACAUGACAAACUCUUGUUAAAGUUGGGGAGGUUUCUAAGAGGAAACUGCUGUUGUAAAGGUGGGGGAAUGGCCAUCAAACCUUACCUGUAGUUUGAGGGGCUUUCUGUAUUGUGACCAUUACAAAGGCAUGAUUUUUAUGAAAUCAUGAAAUUCUGUAUAUCUAUCUCUGAUUUGUUUUCCUGGAUGUCACUUAAAGGGAAUAAGUUGUAUGCAGGUAUUCCAUGUACAUGUGGUAUCCAGUGUAGAAUCUGAAUACAAUCCACUAUGAAAC